This is a messenger RNA of Eruca vesicaria subsp. sativa (arugula), 884 nucleotides long. Lineage: Eukaryota; Viridiplantae; Streptophyta; Magnoliopsida; Brassicales; Brassicaceae. The record is from the annotation of a GenBank genome assembly.
AACAAACUUGCAAUCUACAAAAACAAGAAUAUAACACAAAACUUUCUUUCCCUUUGUCACCAAAGAAGGAAAAAAAAAUAUGAUGGAUUAUUUAGCUAAAUGCUUCAACGGAGUUCAAGAACUAGAAGCAAAACCCAUUUACAGAGACGACCUAAACAUAACGUGUCCUCUGAAUGGCUCAGUGGUUUCAGUAGAGCCCGCCAAAAAGUCCCGUUGCUUGCAGAGAGCCAAGAGGAUUGACAAAUCCCUAAGGUUCGAAGAGGAAAAUGAAGACAUGGCAAAGCCUCUUGCUAAGGAAGAAGGUCAAAAGCCACGUAAGGUGGUGAGGUUUCAGUUAGAGAAUAAUAAGAUAUUCGAACCAAAGAAGCCGGUGAGGUUCGAUCUUGAUGAUCAUGAACUCGAAGCAACAGAGAAGUCUUUGGAAGAGAAAGAGAGUUCAAAUAAGACUGAAGGGAAGGAGGAAGUUGUGAGGGUUAAGAUAAAGGUGACGAAGAAGGAAGCUCAAAAGCUAUUAGCGAACUGGAAAAACGACAGAGUUUGGGAUCUCAAUCAUGUGGUGGACCAGAUCGCACACGUUUCGGUUCAUCAACUUCAAGUCGAUGUGGUUAUGGUUGCUUGUAACAACGGGCGAUGAGGAAAUAGCUGCUGGUUAUCCCAGAUGGAAUAGAUUUUGGGAAUUUAUUCUGGUUAAUUUAUCAAAAUUUCGUAGUUUUAGGGUAAAUAUCUAUCUAUCUAUCAUCAAGUCAUCAUGUGUAUAUAUUUUGAUAAUCCAAGUUUUUAUAAUUAAGACGUAUGUAUCAUCACUUUUAGCACAGUUAUGCAUUGUUUGUUGUGGGGUAUGUCUCAAAUAAUUUUUGAACGUAUACUAGAAUUAAAUAAUCAAG